AUGGAGGGCGAGGAGCCCAGCAUGGAGGGCAUGGGGGGCCCGUCCCCCCCUCCGGCCGAGGAGCCCUCGGGCCCGUCCCCCCCGCCAGGCCAGGAGCCCUCGGGCCCGUCCCCCCCUCCGGCCGAGGAGCCCUCGGGCCCGUCCCCCUCCGGCCGAGGAGCCUCGGCCCGUCCCCCUCCGGCCGAGGAGCCCUCGGGCCCGUCCCCCCCGCCAGGCCAGGAGCCCUCGGGCUCGUCCCCCCCUCCGGCCGAGGAGCCCUCGGGCCGUCCCCCUCCGGCCGAGGAGCCUCGGGCCCGUCCCCGCCAGGCCAGGAGCCUCGGGCUCGUCCCCUCCGGCCGAGGAGUCUCGGCCCGUCCCCCUCCGGCCGAGGAGCCUCGGCUCGUCCCCCGCCAGGCCAGGAGCCAGGAGUCUCGGGCCCGCCCCUCCGGCCGAGGAGCCCUCGGGCCCGUCCCCCCCGCCAGGCCAGGAGCCCUCGGGCCCGUCCCCCCCUCCGGCCGAGGAGUCUCGGCCCGUCCCCCGCCAGGCCAGGAGCCCUCGGGCCCGUCCCCCACUCCGGCCGAGGAGCCCUCGGGCCCGUCCCCCCCUCCGGCCGAGGAGCCCUCGGGCUCGUCCCCCCCGCCAGGCCAGGAGUCCUCGGGCCCAUCCUGCUCGCUGGCCGAGGCGCCGGCUGGGGCUGGGGUGGGGGCCGACGAGCAGGAGGAGGUGGAAGUUACCGACAGCCACACCCAGACGAAGCACAAGCCCCAGGGGGGCGCUAAGAAGAAAGCAGCCAAGAAAGCGGCUGUGGGCUACUCGGUGCGGCCCAUCGUCCCGGCCAGGAGGGCCGAGCUGGUGGCCGUGGCCAAGGCCAUGCACCGGGAGCAGUUCGGCCGGGAGGUGCAGGAGCUGUUCCACCUGGAGAGGGAGGCGGCCCUCAAGGCCAUGCAGACAGGUCUCUACAUCGGCUGGCGCUGCCCUGAGUACCUGUGGGACUGCUUCCGCGUGGGUGACCUCUCCAAGUGCUUCUGCGGGCACCUCCUGCGGGAGCACCAGGUCUACGUCGAGACAUGUGCGCGGGUGCCCUGCACCGUGCCCAGCUGCAAGUGCCAGAGCUUCAUCUUCAUCCCCUCCCGGCCCGAGGACGUGGGCGAGUUCUGGCUGAGGAAGAGAGUUGGCUUCGACCCCUCCACCUGGCGGGCCACGUGCCGCUGCAAACACAGCCACGAGCAGCAUGCGCCCAGCGCCAGCCGCGCCUGUCGGGCCACAGGCUGUUGGUGCGUCAGCUUCGAGUCCAACUUCCUGUGUGCGGCCUGCGACCGGUGCUGGGAGGAGCACGAGACCUUCUUCGAGACGGCCGAGACGCGGCGAAAGGGGGGCCGGCCCUAUGGAGAAGCCUACUUGCCCUUUGCCGAGAUGCCGGAGCUGCGGAACGCCGUCCUGCUGGGACACCCGGGGCACAGCUCUGCCCCCCAGGCCCCGCUGGGGGAACUCCCUGCCCCGCCCUCACACGCUCUGCCUUUUCCCUCCCCAGGACUGCGGCGCCCGGCCAAGCAGAGCGGCAAGAAGGCGUGAGGCCCGCCCCGCGGCAGCCACCAAUAAAGGGAGUUGGCUCUG
Messenger RNA from Mauremys reevesii (Reeves's turtle), 1593 nucleotides. It is a transcript of the gene FAM221B, whose product is annotated as family with sequence similarity 221 member B. NCBI's taxonomy places the organism in Eukaryota, Metazoa, Chordata, Testudines, Geoemydidae. The coding region runs from base 1 to 1551 and encodes 516 amino acids. The transcript has 7 exons. The record is from RefSeq and is a predicted model, not a curated record.